Molecule: messenger RNA, 1434 nt
Organism: Rhodofomes roseus
Lineage: Eukaryota; Fungi; Basidiomycota; Agaricomycetes; Polyporales; Fomitopsidaceae
Exons: 3
Coding region: 1-1434 (477 amino acids)
Molecular function (GO): protein binding
Source: RefSeq, a predicted model, not a curated record
AUGGCCUACUGCGAGUUGCCGUUCGGUGGUGUCUCUAAAUCACGUGACACGCGCUCCAGUAGCGCCUACAAAGUCCAAAAAGGAGCAGGUACCGGUGAUGGUUAUCAUCGAGCGUUGACGAAGGCAAACCCUCGCAAGUGGCCGAAACCUCUCCAGAAGCAACUUGGCGCAGGUACUCCAGGGCGACCUAUGGCGACAAGUUCAGGCGUAGGCUCCGACCGCGACACGAGCCCUCCUCAGGGACCGUCGGCGCUGCCCCUCGAGUUAUGGCACCAAAUCUUAGCAUCGUUCAGCGGACCGCAUCCAGCAGAGGACAUCCUUUGCAAAGAUCCCAUGGAUGUCCACUCAUUACAAGCAUGUUCUCUAACAUGCCGUGCGUGGCUCCCCAUUGCCCACGAACACCUCUUUCGAUAUCUUGGCCUCUUGGUAACGAGCGCAAAUUGCGAGGAUGCAGUCAUCGCGGUUAUGGAAAGUCUCCCUGCCAUAGGGAAAUACGUCCGUGUCCUCUCUAUCGGGCUCUCGUUCUUGGAGUCGCGGUUCGUCAGGCAGACAGACGUGCUUACCCAUUUUCGACCGGUCGCCCCGAUGGUCCCCAACGUGAACUCCCUCGUUCUCGCUAGAAUCACCCUCCAGGCUCCUCCCGACAACAUGCCACCGUUCACAGCACUGUUCCCUUCGCUGCACUCGUUGUACAUAGGCAGCAUUCAGCCGGAGCUGCCUGUCCUACAUACGUACCUGACGGCCUGCCAGGGACUUCGCGAGCUCACGCUGUUAGGCGUCCUGUACUACGAGCUGAACUUCUUGUCGAUGGUCGUUCGCGCAUCGCCCAAUAACGGCAUCAACAUCGCUCCGGCUCCUCCGGAAAUAUCGGAAACGCACAUGGCUACUGUGCUCGACUGGAUGACGCCGACUGAACCCUCUGCGCCGAUAAUCCUCGACACUCUGGAAACGAGCUGUAGCUCCCCAUACGAGCAACGGGCCUUAGCGACGUUCGUAGGAGACGAAGCUGUCCAUGUAAAAGGCCUCGACAUCGGUUUCCACCUCUCUGAAAAGCGCAUAGACCGAGCACUACGAAAUCUUCUGCCGUUCUCCAGUCAAUAUGUCGAGACGCUCAACAUUCGUUUCCCCCAAGUUGACUACGGCAGCACCCAAGCGAUCAUCAGGCAUAUCCUUGGCACAAUCGACAUGCCCGCACUCAAGACGUUGUCUAUCGUUUACAGCGUGCGCAGGACGUCCACAUUCGUCGCCGCCCAGCCCGACUACGACUUAUCACGGUUACCGGCAUUGAAGGCCGCAAACUUAACGAUCAGCAAUGCCAAGCGCGGCAUGUCGGAUGCGGAGCGGCUGGCUAUGACGACUGUGACCGCUUUCCUUGCGAGCGCGCACAAGCGAGGAAUCCUAAAUGUCACCGUCUUCGAAGACGCAGCGACAUGA